AUGGCCUCGCAACCCAUCAUUGUUGUUGGCGGCGGUCUCGCCGGUUUGUCGGCGUCGUUGGAGAUUCUGAAUCGCGGCGGACGCGUGAUUAUUGUCGAGGGCGAGGCGAACACCGGCGGAAAUUCGGCGAAGGCUUCUAGUGGAAUUAACGGCGCUGGAACGGCAACUCAGGCGGCGCUCGGAAUCGAUGACAAUCCGGAGAAUCUCAUCAAAGACACGCUGACCGCUGGCGACGAGGAGAACGACAGGGAACUGGUGAAGAUUCUGGCGGAGAGCUCGUCGGACGCCGUCGAGUUUUUGAAGAAGGUUGGCGUUGAUUUGGGCGAUGUCAAUCUUUGUGGCGGCCACUCGGUGCCGAGAACUCAUUGGAUUCCGUCGCCGAAAGAAGGACGACCGAUUCCUGCCGGUUUCGAGAUCAUGCGACGCCUUCGACUUCGAUUGGAUGAGCUCAAAGCGAAAGAUGAAGCGUCGAUUCAGUUUUUGACGAAAACCAAAAUGAUUGGAAUCGAAACGGAUUCGAAUGGUCGUGUCGUUGGAGUGAAAACGGAGAGUGUUGAUACCAAGGAGGUGCGGAUUGUCAACGGAUUGGCGGUGAUUCUCGCCACCGGCGGAUUCUCGGCGGAUCACGAGGACGACAGCUUGCUUGUCGAGUUUGGACGGCAAAAAUUGGGAUUUCCGACGACGAACGGACAAUUCGCCAAAGGGCACGGUGUGAAAAUCGCGAGGGCUCUCGGAGCCCAAUUGAUCCUAAUGGAUCGCAUUCAGAUCCAUCCGACGGCGUUUGUUGAUCCGAAGGAGCCGACAGCGGGGACAAUGUUCCUUGCCGCCGAGGCGUUGAGAGGCAAAGGGGCGAUUCUGAUCAAUUCGGAAGGAAAACGAUUCGGCAAUGAGCUCGGCCGUCGCGAUUAUCUAACGAAACGGAUUUUGGAGCAUGCGAGCCCCAUUAAAGAGGAGUUCCAGAAUGGGUCAGGUGGCCGACAUGCCGCAAUCAUGCUUAUGAAUGAAGCGAACGUUGAUUCGUUUGGACGACCCGCCUUCAAUUUUUAUUCAAUUGUGAAGAAAUUCUUCACCAAGUACAAUAAUGCGGAUGAGCUUGCUGAGAAGCUUGGCGUUGAUCCGAAGGUGAUCCGAAAUGAGCUCGACGAUUACAAGGAUCAUUUUGAUGGAAAAUCGGCGGAUCGAUUUGGGAAGACGGUUUUUCCGGUGUCGCCGAUUGUGGCCGAUGAGACGAUCUACGCAGCGAUUGUGACGCCGGCGAUUCAUUACACGAUGGGCGGAUUGAGAAUUGAUGGCAACGCGCAAGUGAUCGGCGCGAACGAGAAGCCGAUUCGCGGAUUGUUGGCCGCCGGCGAGGUUACCGGCGGUGUUCACGGCUCGAAUCGUUUAGCUGGCAACUCGCUUCUCGAAUGCGUCGUGUUCGGAAGAAUUGCCGGCGAGACGGCGAUCAAAUUGGCGGCGGCGGGAAUCGAGCGCGAGCUUUGA
Molecule: messenger RNA, 1482 nt
Organism: Caenorhabditis bovis
Lineage: Eukaryota; Metazoa; Nematoda; Chromadorea; Rhabditida; Rhabditidae
Source: the annotation of a GenBank genome assembly